CAUCAGGCUGGGCGUCGCCUGCUCGGCUAUAAAUUGUUAGAUCAACUUGCAGCCAGUCCCACUUCUCACUGAAGCUCAGCCAACUGUUUCUGCCUCUUUGUGACCUGAUUCUGCAGCCAUGACUCAGUUGGAGAGCUGCAUGGAGUCCCUGAUCGUGAUCUUCCACCAGUACGCCAAAGACGACGGCGACAAAAAAACGCUCACCAAGAAGGAUCUGAAGAAGCUGCUGGAGUCGGAGCUGCCCAACUUCCUGAAAGCCCAGAACAACCCAAAGACCGUCGACUUCAUCAUGAACGAUUUGGACUCGAACAAAGACGACAAGCUGGACUUUGAGGAGUUUCUGCCCCUCAUCGCCGGGAUCUCGUUGGCCUGUGAGAAGUGUUACAACGCGAGCCAAAGGAAGGGCAAGAAGUGACGGGCGGAUACAAGGGACAGCAGUGUUUUAUGAAUGAUCUGUUGUCACACUGUUUGACAGAUUCCAAAGUAAAAACUACCUUUGAUAAGAUUUCA
Messenger RNA from Stegastes partitus (bicolor damselfish), 510 nucleotides. Its product is annotated as protein S100-A1-like. Gene Ontology annotation, cellular component: cytoplasm. The record is from RefSeq and is a predicted model, not a curated record. The coding region runs from base 119 to 415 and encodes 98 amino acids. The transcript has 3 exons. Lineage: Eukaryota; Metazoa; Chordata; Actinopteri; Pomacentridae. Gene Ontology annotation, molecular function: calcium-dependent protein binding; calcium ion binding.